UGAUUUGCGGGCUGUGGUAGUAACAUCAUCAAAUCGAUGCAGGUCUCGAUAGUUUUCAAGUGUGUUUUUAACACAACCCAGGAAAAAUGUAAAUAACGUAAAUUUCAAUCAUCGAAGGCUUUGUUUCCGUUUCGCAUUGUUGUUCUAGAACUUUAACACCCUGUCAACAAAAUUACCUGCUACACAUUCAUUUAGACACAAUUGGCUCAGAGAUACUAUUUUUCAGAUGUGAUGUCUACAGAUGUUAAAUGGUAAAUCAUUUCUGCUAUUGUGGAAAUGUUCUUCACAAAUUAUGAGCGUUCGGAGUCUAGGUUGGUGCAAAUAAGUGAGGUGCAUAUGCUCGUUCGGUUGUGCGGUGACUCUGGGUGUUUCGUGACAUUUAAUUGAAGGAGACUACAAUUAAAUUUAAUACGAAGUUCUACUAUGUAGAAAACAUAAAUCUUGUUGUUCGGUGACAGUUACUCGUUUUCCACGCCCUUCCACGAAGAAAGUGUUCACUGUCGACAGUAUUAAUGGAAAUGAACAUUUUGGAAAAUGUCAAAAGGAAAACUACGAACUAUCACCGACGUCUGUGCAGACUGCGGUUCACAAGACCCUGCUUGGGCAUCGGUGAAUAGAUGUGUUGUCCUCUGCGAUGACUGUUGCUCUGUACAUCGGAGUCUGGGGCGACAUGUAUCACAAAUAAAGUCCCUUCGGCGCAGUGUGUGGAGUGCUUCACAGCUUCUGUUAUUGCAGUCACUGAACAGCCAUGCUGUUAACAGUGUAUGGGAGCAUGCAUUGCUGGAACCUGGGCGACUGGCUAGUCACCGCAAACCGCAUCCAAGAGACCCAUUGCAUCCAAAGAAAACUGACUUCAUCCGAGCAAAAUAUCUGCAUCUAGCAUUCGUAUUUAGACCAGGGAAAGAUGAACCUCCCCUUCAGGAAGAUGAUUUAAGCCAGCAGCUGCAUUCCAGUGUGCGGACUGCCAAUUUGGAGACUAGCCUUCGCCUUUUAUCACAGGGGGCAGAUCCUUGUUACUUCCAUCAGGAGAAGGGUACAACUCCUCUUCAUGUAGCUGCAAAAGAGGGACAGACCUGCCAGGGAGAGCUGCUUAUUGCGUGGGGAGCUGAUCCUAUGGCUCCAGAUGCACAUGAACAGACACCAGUUGACUAUGCAAGGGCAGCAGGUCACAGAGAUCUGGCAGAGAGGCUAGUGGAGUGCGCAUAUGAACUGACAGACCGUUUGGCUUACUACUUGUGCUCUCGUCGGCCUGACCAUGUGGCUGGUCAGCACUACAUCAUACCUGAGAUGGCCGAUCCACUUGAGCUCUCAGAACUGUCAAAAGUUGCCCGCAAAAAGCUGCAGCAGCUGCCAAACCAUGUAUUUGAAGAGUUAGCAAUGGAUGUGUAUGAUGAAGUUGAUAGAAGAGAGAUAGAUAUGAUUUGGCUAUCAUCUCAUCGAGGCAGUAAUGCGACAGUGCCUGCUGAUUGGUGUUCUGUGGUUCCUUUCCUCCCAGUGAAUCCAGAAUACUCAGCAACACGUAAUCAGGGUCGUCAGAAGUUAGCCCGAUUUAGUGCCCGUGAAUUUGCUACGCUUAUAAUAGAUAUAUUAGCCGAUGCACGUCGACGGCAGAAUAGCACUGCCACUACGUCUUCACUUGUGAUUUCACAAGAAGCUGUAGGGGGUAACAAAUAUCAGCACCGGCAGCAUCCCAUGGAAGCAUCAAAAUCAUCAGUAAUGUCAUCAUCCAGGCAUCCAAUUCUGUCUGCUAUUGCAGGAACAAAACAUCGCUCUGAGGUGUCUGAUGAUGAACCAUUAUAUGAUAGUGUUGCAUCAGAUGAAGACUAUGUUGGAACAGAUCAACUGAAAUUGCUCCCUCAGCAAGCACAGUCUGUGAAUGAAUCACAGAAACCACAGGAGAAGAUGCAAGAAGAGAAAAGCAGUUCUGAGAAUGUUGAUUCACCUGUGUCAGAAAUUUCUAAGGACCAAUCUCCUUCAACGUCAGAGGAGAACAGUACUGCAUCUACAAUAGAGCAUUCACUUCGUUUGCAACUUGCUACUUCAGAAGCAAGAAUGGAUGAACUCAGAUUGCAACUGAACAUUCUACAAUCCACGGUCAGCAGCUUACUUGCUGAAAAUCAGGAACUUCGGCAGUUGCUGCAGUCAGCAGGUCUCAAUAUUCCCACAGUCGCCUCUCCUCAGCCUAACGGUUAUGAACCUGUUCAAGAUAUGAGGGGUCGCUCUACCAUUCAGCGACCUGCAUCCAUGUAUGAAACACGAGAGGGGAUCAGGAGUGCUGUUUCUAUCAUAAACAAGAAGGAUUCAUCGGGGGACUACGACUGCCCUUCAGGACCUGUUCGGCCUGCUGUCACCCAAAGUCUCUAUAGCAGUAGCACUGUUGGAGGUGUUAUGCCUGUUAGUGAGGAAGUUAUUAGGCGAACUGACCAAGUAACGAAACGAAUACAGGAGUUGGUUGUGUCAAUGCAAGGAUCUGCUGGUUGUGAUGCUUUUGUGCCUUGUGCUGAAAGAAUAAGAGUUGCUGUUGCAGAACUUACUGCUAUAUUUCCACAGAAUCCUCUUGAUGAGCAUAUCCGUAUACCACUUCGUCAGCUGAAUGGCAACACAGCUCGCCUACAGACAAUUUGUGCUAACCUGCAGAGAUGCACUGGAGAGACAGAUCGGUCAUAUUAUCUUCAACAAGUACGUUCCUGUGCAUAUGACAUAGCAAAAGCAACAAAGCAGUUAGUGACAUACACUCCACAGUGAUUAGUCUGUUGAUAAGUGAUAAGGUGAUAUAUUUCUGCAUUUUAUUUUUGUUUCUAUGAAAAUACAAGGUACACUUUAAAUUUGUAGCUCUGUAAGAAGCAGGUGAAAUAUUCCAACAGUGAAAAAUCAGUGGAAGAAAAACAACCAACUAUACAUAUGGCACAUACUAAUGACUGCUGAGAGGGAUAACUCAUGUUGAAAACGAAAAUAUCAUUAUUCCAGUUUUUAAUGAACUCCACAAUAAUUUCUGCAUGCAGAUAAAAAGUACAGCCUCAUGGCUAGAUGAGUUUUGUUUCUAUGCUUCAGAACCUCCAGUAUAUGAACAAAUACUAAUAUGUGUAUAGAUACUAUGUGAGCAGUGUAGAAUUGCUGCUUUACUGAGUUUAUUGUCUGACUUUGGUUAUGUUGAUCUAUCACAUGCUGUUGUGUCUGUUUAGUUGGAAAAACUUACGGACCAUUGGCUUUUUGCCAGUCAGCUUAUUAAUCAGUGAUUGUUUACAGUUCCAGUAAGUGAAUGUUCUGAAAGUUGAAGGCAUAGUGAGGCACGGAAUGAACAUGGAAUCAGUAAGCUAUCUUAUUGAAUUACUUGUUGGAUUAACAAGAUAAAAAUUGAGAAUUAUAAAAAUUUAUUUUUGUUUGGUUCUCAAAAUCUUCCAGAAGCACAAAGUAUGAGCAGUUUGGUGCACAGUUGUCAUUGUUACUCAGUCCAUAGAGUUUGUCAUUAGUGCCUGAAUUAUAUAGUCUUCCUUAGUUUUCAAUUAGUAAGAGACAAAAAUUUUCAAUGGUAUUGUUGUAAUAGGUGACUAUAUGAAUGUCUACUGUGUUGGUGCUUCCCUAGUGGUUUAUGUGUAAAUUUAAGUGCUGGAAAAUUGGUAUUUUGUAAAUGUCAUGAUCCUAAUCAAAAUUUUAGUAAUCAGUCUGACCACAUAAGGUAUGUGCAUUAAUGAAAGUAUGUCAGUGCAUGUGCAAACAGUUAAAUGAGUAUAUUUUUAUUGUGUGACAUAUUUGAAGACUAUUUUCAUCGGACAAGCUGCAGAAAUUGCAGCUUGUGAAAUUUGUGUGUCCUAUUUCUGUAGUUGAACAGAGCAACAGAAUAGAUUAAGUUGAGUUGUCAAAUUGUUAUGAUAUCACUUCUGUUUUCAUGUGGCCUUUAACACUGAAUUACGAACGUAUUUGGAAUGGGGGCGGGGGGUCGCUUUGUUAAAUGAUGGAGCAGCAAAUUAAUUUUCUAGGUACUUCAUGAUACGUAAUAAGCAAUUGAAUUACAAUGUAAUUUAGGUUCUAAACAAAAUUUGGAAAUCCCACCCUUAACUCUUCAUGGCUGUUAGUGGUUAACGAAUUACGUAGGUGGCAAAUAAAUUACGGAGUAAUUUCAAAACAGUGUUGCCCUGAUCAUGAGUUCUUAUAAUCAUAAAACUGACAUCAGAACAUGUCUUAAAAGUGUGGAGGUAACUGCAAAAGGGAUUUGAUGGAUUAAUUAGAGAAUAACAUCCUUUAGCUGGCUUCCACUUGGAAACUGACACUGUGUGAUAUGUGUAAGUUGCUACUUGAUAACCUGUAAAAAGUACCAAAAGAUAAUUUUAACAUAAUGGAUGAAUGAAAGUGGCUGGAAGUGUGUGUUUUGCCCUUGGUUGUGCAUAGAUUACAAUUAACUAGUGGAAAUAUUGCGGCAGAAUCUACCCAUGUCAAAUAAUCCCUAAGAGUAAAAGUGAACUGAUAGUUGUAAUCCGUAACUGAACCUGUUUGGUUUGGUAACCCAUAACAGCAGCUACUAAUUAUUUUUUUAACUGUUGAUCCAGUUACUAAAAAUGAACACUCUCAUAAUGAUACAUUAACGUGGCUACUACCAGAAUCAGUGUAUCAGCAAUGAAUAUUUUUAAAUUGUAGAAUGUAAUGUUCUCUUAGAGAAACUUGAAAGCAAUAAGCGAUUUCAGAAAAUCGGUACUAUUUAGCCACUGGAUGAAAGCUGUUCUGAAUAACUAAUCUACUAGAAAGUUCUGCUGAUUCACAGGUCAAGAACAGAAUUCAAAUAAAAACAUAGAAUUUAAUCCCUAGAUACUGUGCAUUGUGUGAUAGUGAGUGUCAGUUGCAAUAGUGGCUAGGGAAGACAUACUGUUAAUGUUAAAUGAUAAUAAGAGCAUAAAUGCAGUAAGGAGGAAAUGACAUUCAGUGAAGAAAGAGUUAAAAAUGCAACAAGGGAGGUGGCUGUCUAAAAGAAGUUGCAAAUUAAGCAAAAAAUAUAUAAGAUGAUGAAAUAGACAAAUUGAAUUGUACAGUAAUAAUUGGAAGAAGAAACAUAUGGAGUAAUUGCAUUUGAAAAAAUAUGGAAUAAUUAAAUAAGGAUAAAAAAAAAAGUGAUUCGCGUAACAAAGAAAAGUUAGCAGUUGCCCAGUUGAGUUGCUAACAAGAAGUCUAAUGCUGAGUCUACAGAAAAAGAACAUUAUUUGUUGGCUAUUUAAAAAGUUGUGCAGAACUGUUCCAUUGUUACCACUUAGCACAACUAUGUCCCAAGAGUACAGAAAUUCUUAUCCUCACAUCUAUACCAUACCAUUGCAAUUGCUAUUCCCCAAAUUCUCUUCCUUCUUGGCUCUAUCAUCUUUAAAACGUCUGCCAUAUUCCCAUACACAAACUCCGUCAUUCAGUUCUCCCAGCUGUCAGUUCUCUCAACUCAUCAGAAUGAUCCACCUCAGACUGUUCUGUUAUUGCCAAGUUAUUUUCAAGGCCUAUGACCGACAAAUUGUAAUUAAUUUUUAUUCUGAAGUUUGUUCAUUGUUCAAUUAGUGCAUGUCAUUUCCUAAUAAUCUUGUCAUUUAUAAUUUAUCUACUUCACUUCAUCUUUUAUUUCGUUUCCCAAGAGAAUAUGCUAUAGUUUCAAUAAAAAGUAGGAAUAAAUUUUUGUGCUUCUUCAUUGUUGUUUGUUCAUACUCACAAUUUCAUGUUACUGGUAUUUUUUUUUUCAUGGGAAAAAAUAUGUUGCAGAACUGAUUACUGUGCUGCUAUCACUACACACGAACAUAAAGAUUGUUUUAUAUAUGGAGAUAUUAAAUUCCAGUAGUAAUGUUUUGGUUUUGAGAUUUUGAUAUCAGCUGUUAACAGUAUGGAAAAAUUUACUAAACUACAUUGGACAUUGUUACAAGGUACAUAUAGUCUACAUAUGUGCAGCACAUUUUUGUGGUUGUAUAUGUGGUUCACCUGUUGUUGUUGUCAUUGUGUGGAUAUCUUUGUUACAGUUCUUUUUACUAUGAUCACACAGACAGAGUUUUUUACUUAUAGUGUCUAUUUUUGAUGAUCUCACUGGGUAUUUAGAAUCUAAAUAUACAACAGGUGUGUUCAGGGACACUCCAGUCUUUGUAGGCAUACUAAAUAUUGUGAGAGUCCCAGAUUUCAUCAUUCAAUUUCUUCGUAAUAAAGGUGGUGCUCAUCUGGUCCUGUGAUAGAUUGUUAAAUUUUCUAUUCAUGUUAUAAAUGUGCAAAAUAAUCAUACAAGUGGUAUACAUAAGUAAUGCUUAUUCAGAGUGAGCUGGAAUAGGCAGCUGAAUGUUUACGAUCUUCCAAAAAAAUUAUUCUUUCUGGCAAGGACAUUACAAGAAUCAGUUUGAAUUGAGCUCGAAGGGCGUGUGUGUUUGUGUGCUAUUGCUUUGUGAUGAAUGAAAAUACAGUGUAAUCUUUACUUGUAAAUUCUUCUUGUACAAAUUGCAGAGACUGUUCUUCCUUUAAAAAAAAAAAAUUAAAAAAUAUAAAUGCUGGAAAACGCAUAUUUGGAAAACACUUGAUGUUGUGCCUUGGAUAUGUGUUUUGAAUUUUAUAUGUGACUAAGAUCAGUGGAAAAAUGUUUUAGGGGAUAUCAAGUUACAGGCAGUACAGAACAAUUGAAAUAACAAUGUGACUGACAAAUGGAAAAUAGUAUUCCCAGAUGGUGCACAGUGUAUUAUAAUUUCAUAUUUUUUUCAGUUUUAAAUUUAUUCUCAUAUGAAGGUAAGACAGCACUCAGGUGCAGUGAUAAGUUCCAGAUAACACGCUCCUCUAAGUUCUCCUAACAGUCAGUCACACAGUUAUGUCAAUAAUUCUGUAGAUUAAUUAUUAUUGAUUUGUAACAGCAUACCCUGUGUUAAAUGAUUUGGCAAUGUAGAUAGUUUAAGUAACAAAACUUAGAGCUUUUUAGGCAAUGUAUAUUUACCAGUAUAUUUGUCGAAGUGUGCGUCAACAGAUUAGAUACAAAAUUUGUUUACUGUUAAGACUGAGAGUUAGUUGUUGCAAUAUAUUUUUGAUGCUACAAAUUUUUACUAGAAUUUUCAUCUUCUUGUACAAUGAAAAAUAUUCAUUAUUUGUUGGCAUAUCAUGAGUUAUAUAUAAUGUAUUAAAACAGGAAUGUAAUUGUUAUCUGUGUGUUGUGUUCUGCAUAUUGCUGAUUAGGAGUGAUUACUGUAUUUCCUAGUUCUGUUUGAGUGCAGGAUGUUAUGUUUGCAUGUAUCCUAAAAGAACAGAAAAUACUUGUUAUAAAAUGUGACUACCUCAGCAAUCUAUCAAAGAAAAAGCUAGGAUUUAUUUUAAAUUGUGUAAAUAAAAAUCUUUCUUAUAUUAAAA
Molecule: messenger RNA, 7329 nt
Organism: Schistocerca gregaria
Lineage: Eukaryota; Metazoa; Arthropoda; Insecta; Orthoptera; Acrididae
Gene: Git
Product: ARF GTPase-activating protein GIT1
Exons: 13
Coding region: 535-2745 (736 amino acids)
Biological process (GO): brain development; regulation of ARF protein signal transduction
Molecular function (GO): protein binding; GTPase activator activity
Source: RefSeq, a predicted model, not a curated record